This is a messenger RNA of Cucumis melo (muskmelon), 1098 nucleotides long. Its product is annotated as putative RNA methyltransferase At5g10620. Gene Ontology annotation, biological process: rRNA processing. NCBI's taxonomy places the organism in Eukaryota, Viridiplantae, Streptophyta, Magnoliopsida, Cucurbitales, Cucurbitaceae. The coding region runs from base 58 to 606 and encodes 182 amino acids. The record is from RefSeq and is a predicted model, not a curated record. The transcript has 7 exons. Gene Ontology annotation, molecular function: methyltransferase activity.
UUUUAAACCUUAAUGCGAACCGACAUGUCGUCGACUUCAGAAAUUCUUAUCUAAUAAAUGAUUACCGCUCUCUCCACUGCCCUUUCUGCUUCUCCUUCAGGUGGACGCUGCAAAUACACAGGUCAAUCUGUGAGAGCGGUGCCAAUACGUGUUUUAACUGUGGGGAAGAAGAGGUCUCGUGGCGUACAGCUUCUUGUUGAUGAGUAUAUUGAUAAGCUCAAGAACUACUGUCAUGUUGAAGAUGUUCAACUGCGCUCAAAUCCGAGGAAUGCGCGGGAUCCGAAAGCUCAAAUUGAUGAUGAAGACGUGGCUGUCGUGAAUCUUCUCAAGUCUGACGACUGGGUUGUGAUGCUGGAUGAGAAUGGGAAAGAGAUAUCCUCCGAGCAGAUGGCUGAGUUGGUGGCAGAUGCAGGCAAUACAGGUGCUUCAAGAUUAUCAUUUUGCAUUGGUGGACCGUAUGGCCAUGGACAAAAACUGCGAGAACGAGCUAACUUAUCAAUCAAGCUUUCCUCCAUGGUAUUAAAUCAUCAAAUUGCACUACUUGUGCUUAUGGAACAACUUUACAGGUCAUGGACUAUUCUAAAAGGUCAGAAGUACCAUCAUUAGCAGCAGCAGUUCAAAUGCCAGCUUACCGGUAUUUUGCCUUGAUAUGUUACAUCUUUAGCUGUCUAUUUCAUCUUCACAAUAGAAGGAAAAGUUUAAGUUUGUGUCAAAAUUAUCUCUUAUUGCCAUUAUUGUAGGAAAGUUUGUCGCUUAUUUUGGCCAAAGCAUUUCCCUCCCGAUCUUUCGUUUAUGAAUAUAAAUUCUUCAUCUACUCAGCAACUGUAAGUUCUAAUGGGUCAAAAAUUUUAACCUCAUCUUAAAGAAAUUAAUAGAUGUCUCAACCAUUGUUGUGUACCAUAUUUGCUCUUGGAUUCAUGACGAAUGGAGCCUCGAGGUGGAGAUUAACUAUUUUCGGCAUCAUUACGCUUGAUUUCUUCUCUUUUCUUAUGGGGGGAGAUAGGAGACUCGUUUAGGGUAGUUUACCAUGAUGUUGUAAUGAACAUUGCGAGAAUCCAUGAUAUUUGUGUAUUUGGCAAUGUAUAUUUAAUUUGUUUU